Molecule: messenger RNA, 858 nt
Organism: Alternaria rosae
Lineage: Eukaryota; Fungi; Ascomycota; Dothideomycetes; Pleosporales; Pleosporaceae
Exons: 2
Coding region: 1-858 (285 amino acids)
Source: RefSeq, a predicted model, not a curated record
AUGGCAGACUACCAACCUCCCGCACCCACGCUACAGGAGCAGGAUCUCAAAGGCAAAGUUGCCAUUGUCACGGGCGCAUCAAAAGGCAUAGGUCGCGCUAUAGCCCUAUCUCUCGCAACACGCGGCUGUUCCAUCCUAGGAACUUAUUCGUCCACCCAAUCCGCUCAUAUCUUCGACACUCUCUCAAGCACAGUUCACAACCUCUACGCUGCCACCGAAAGCAAAGGUCCGACUAUGCGAGGCGUAGCCGCAGACAUAACAUCAGUUUCAUCUGUCAACACUCUCCUCACAGCCUUAGCCAACCACUUUCCCGGCCAGAAACUCAGCAUACUCAUCUUCAAUGCCUCACACAACACGCGGCCUAGACUGGGCAGCGCAAGCGAAGAUGAUGUCACCAAAUCUUUGACGGGUAACUUGCACUGGCCGAUCAUGCUCAUGGAGAAUUUGGUCCGACAAAGCCUCUUCACGACGCAUAGCCGCGUCGUAGUCAUCUCUUCCGACCGCGUACGGGACCCAUCUCCCGGAUCUGGACUAUUCAAUGCAACGCGCACGGCUAUGGAAUCGCUAGUACGCUCGUGGGCCAUCGAGUUGCCGCACAGUUUCCCAGGCACAACGGUAAAUGCCGUGUCCGUUGGUCUGACGGAUACACCUGGACUGCGCGCCUUUCCUGCCGAAGCCGUGCAGGCGUUGAAGGAUCAGAGGGUGCCGAAGGUCAAAGUUGUUGAGGGAGGGAGAAUGGGUCAGGCAGAGGAUGUGGCGGAUGUUGUGGGGUUCCUGGUCAGUGAGAAGAGCAGGUGGGUUACUGGGAGUGUGAUUGCGGCGAAUGGAGGGGCUGAGUGGAUUGGGGGAAGUUCGUAG